AUGCUAAACUGUGCCGAUCUAGUGCAAUUCGACCAGUACAGUUUGCAGCUGUACAACUAUGCAAUGGUUGAGCGGUUUCGAACUAAUCAGUUUUUCAACUACGGAAACAUCGUGGCUGAUCCGAGAACUUUGUCUCGAUUUUUCAAGCCGUCGGUGUACGUGACAAACCCGGCAGAAGUUGGUCCGACUGCCCUGUUGGCCGACGCCAGUAAACUAUCCUCUGCACCAAAGCCCCAGUAUAGUUAUAUUGGACUGAUCGCAAUAGCGAUACUGAGUUCUCCGGAAAGAAAACUAGUGCUUUCGGACAUUUACCAGCACAUUCUGGACAACUACAGCUAUUUCCGAAGUCGUGGUCCAGGCUGGCGUAAUUCAAUUCGGCACAAUCUCUCGCUGAAUGACUGUUUCAUCAAAGCAGGACGCUCAGCGCACGGCAAAGGUCACUACUGGGCCGUCCAUCCCGCUAACGUGGAAGACUUUCUCAAGGGAGAUUUCCGACGUAGAAAAGCUCAGCGAAAGGUUCGCCGCCACAUGGGGCUCACAUCGGACGACGAUAUAUUUGACAACAGCUCCCCGAGGCAGUUUUUCCCGGCGAUACCUUCGUCACCGGUGCUAAAUCCAGCCGCUUACAUGCCAACCGCUACGGAACCUCUGUCGCAAGCCGCCGCGGUAGCUGCAGCGACCGUGUGUGCGUAUCCGAACGCCAUCGAGCAGCAGCAAGUGGCCAUCAUUAAGGGUGCUAUGGAAAGCUUCUCCCGCAAACGUCAGUUCGAUGUAGAAUCUCUGCUGAGGCCGGACGAUGCCAGCUCGCCAUCGUCGGUGAAUUCCUCCUCGCAAUCGCACCCGAUAGAACCGCCGACGGAGAAGAAAGCCAAACUACCGUCGCUUGCGGGUUACACAGCAAGUCAUCAUCCUCUGCAUCAUCCCCAUCAGCACCACCAGCAUCCGCAUCCGCUGGCAGCGUUCGGCAGUUUGGCUGCGGCAGCGGCCGCCGCGUCGUCUGCCGUCGGACUACCGAAAGUGCUGCAAAAGCAGCAGCAACAACAACAACAACAGCAGCAGACUUAA
Messenger RNA from Sabethes cyaneus, 1065 nucleotides. RefSeq names its product fork head domain-containing protein FD5 (gene fd102C). NCBI's taxonomy places the organism in Eukaryota, Metazoa, Arthropoda, Insecta, Diptera, Culicidae. The transcript has a single exon. Gene Ontology annotation, molecular function: DNA-binding transcription factor activity, RNA polymerase II-specific; RNA polymerase II cis-regulatory region sequence-specific DNA binding. Gene Ontology annotation, biological process: regulation of transcription by RNA polymerase II; cell differentiation; anatomical structure morphogenesis. The record is from RefSeq and is a predicted model, not a curated record. The coding region runs from base 1 to 1065 and encodes 354 amino acids.